AUGGUCUAUGAUCUGUACUGUCUUUGUGCAUACUUUGAGCUUGGUUUGGAUGUGAUUGAGUUGCCAGCAGAUGAAGCUUUACCAGACUGUGUGUUUGUUGAGGAUACAGCUGUAAUUCACAAUGGAGUGGCUUUGAUAACCAGACCUGGCCAUCCUUCUAGACGAAAAGAGGUGGAGAGUAUUCGACGUGUACUGCAACUUGAAUGUAAAUUAGAUCUUUACGAAAUCCUUGAUGAAAAUGCUAUAAUUGAUGGCGGGGAUGUUCUGUUUACAGGUAAAGAAUUCUUCGUUGGUAUUUCAUCUCGAACAAAUCAAGCUGGUGCGUUGGCUGUUGCUAAGGCUUUCCCUGAUUAUCGUGUUUCAUCAGUAAACAUAACCGAUCAUCUGCAUCUCAAAGGUUUGGUCUCAGUAGCUGGCCCUGAUGUGUUAGCGGUUGGAACCAGCGCAGCAGCCAAGAAGACCCUUAAGGAGAUGGAGUUGAAAGGCGAGUAUGACUACGAGACCCUAACAUUGCCAGAGGACUAUGCAUCCAAUUGUCUCUAUCUAAAUGGCUCUCUUCUUCAUGUGUGUAAAGAGGAGUUUCCAGAAAGUUUUCAGGUUUUUGAAGAGAAAAUGGGCAAUGAGCGACGUAUUGCACUGGCUCGUAGCGAGCUCAGGAAAGCUGGCGGUGGUUUCACUAGCUGUGCGUUGCUCAUCGGGAAGCAACGAGUGCACAUCCAGUAAGAAGAAUGCCGUCCCCUAUCCGUAUAUAUGCACAAUAUUUGGCUUCUACAUACUUCGAUGGUAUUAGCUGAAAUAACCUUGCUUGACGUAGUAGUUUUCCUUGAUUUUCAAGUGUCGCCUUUCAAAAAUGACUCAGUUUUCUCUGGUAGAUUCCCGAAAGUUUUCUUAUGGCAUUGUACAACAUACAUGAAAUUGAGUCAACCCUGCUGUCAUUUCACCCCUACACUGUAUAGUGUAAUUUGACAAGAGUACAUUUCUCAUUUAAAAAAAAACCUCAUCACGUAAAUGUUGUCAUGAGUCACUGACAUCCAUUGCAGUUUCUGUCAUGGUUUUACAAAGCAGUGUCAUUUUUUGUGGCUUUAACCCAACUUCCUUGAUGUGUAUACCGAUCAACACAGUUUCAUUUGAUAAUAGUCCAAGUCCUUACAUUUAUAUGCAUUUUGUGACCUUAAUGUUAUAUAUUGAAUUGGAAUGAGGCUGAAUUCAAACAUAAUGAUGACGAUGACGACAAUUACUUUUUCUACUUUUCAUUUUUUUUUUUUCAGAAAAAUAAUAACAUCAAAUGCUAUCUGCCAUAAUCGUCAAAUGCUCUUCUUUCAGUAGCCUGCAUAGCAUUUUGAUCAAAGUCUGCAAAUAUUAUUAAAAUCGUGUAAAAGUCGCACUAUUGUUAUAAUGUGGGGGGAUCACAAAAAUUGGAUUUCUGCAUACAUUGUCAUUUUAGAGUAUUGUAUUCUUCAGAGCUUUGCACUUUUUUGUAUAGCAAUUUUAUUUUGUGUCUGUAAUAAUCAUUUAUUUAAUUCCACAGAAGUGGCAUGUUGUAGGAGUUCUGGUUUGAUUUUUGAUCAGUGGUGCCCUCUGUUUUGCUACUUGUGAUUUUAAUUGUCGCAUUCUAACACAUUGAAUGGCUUAUAUUUCUUUCCUUUCCUGUAUUUUAUUCAGUACUAAGAGAUAAUUUCCGACUGUCAAGGUCAAGGUCAAGCUCUUGAAAAACAACUCAUUUCCACAUUGCUGAAUGUUUUACUGUAAUUCUUCAAGCCAUGAACAUUUAUUCACAUUUUUAGUGGUCAUUGACCCCUAAAUAAGAGCCUAAAGUUAGUGCUACAUUCACCUGCUCAAUAUUCGUCAAUUUCUUAAUAUCUUCCACACAUCCUGACAACUUGGGGUGUGUUUGAUUAUCUGUCUCUAGGUAGUCAUGGCAACAAAGGGUUCUCUGAAGAAGUAAAAUAAUCAAACAAGUCGAGUCUGGAUAGGAUUAGGAAAUGCAAGCAAAACUCAAAUGCAUACAAUGUAGCCAAUGUAUGCAAUUAGUUAUCUUGCAUUGCUGAUAUCAAACACUAUGGCUGCUUGCAUGUUCUAGCGUGAUUUGACACUUUCAAAAUACUGAUAAAUACCACAGUAAGGGAAAUAGAAAUACCAUGCAUGCAUGCAUUCAUUCAUUGAAGGAAGAAACAGAAAUAACUAAAAUAAACAAAGCGAGGAUGUUGAGUCCUCAUGGAGUUAUUUGAUUAAUUUAGCAUUAUGACGUUUAUUUUGCAAAGGGACAUGUUCGUGUGUGAAGAAUAGUUAUAGGUAGACGAACACUUUCUUUACAUUGUUUUAUCACCUAUUUGAAUAUUAAUACACCUAAUUAGGUUUUAUGAAUAUUUCUAGGGUCUGUCAAAACUCCAGCAGUACCUUUUAGAAUGUCACUUAUAAUUAUAGUAGAUUAAGACAUAUCAAAUUUUUGAAUUCUAGCGAGUCUUGAUCAUUUUGAAUUAAAUUUUUGGAUAAGGAUGCAUGCACAAGAACUCAUUCAAUCUUGUACAGUAGUUUCUCAAUUUUGCCAAGUCUGAUAAUUAGAUUAGAUUCAGGUAUCUUAGGGAGUCUUGUGGUUUUUCAAAUUUUAUAAUAUGGCUGUUUGCACAUUAGAAAUCUAUAACAAACUUCUAAAUGUUCUCAUUAGCAUUCCCUCUUUUAAAACGAAGCAGAUUGAACAAAGGUAUUUCAUUUAUUGGCCCAACUGACAAACGUUUCCAGGUAUCAUGUAGCAUUUGAAUGUGCAUUAAUAUUUAAUAAGUACGGAACAAAUUGUUGUAAUCUGGUUGGGAAAACAUCAUUUUAUUUUAAAUUAUCUGGUCUCUAUAUUAAAUUAUUUCUUUUUGAUUUCCCAUCUACCGGUAUAUGUAUUAAAUGUUUUACAGAAUGCGCCCUCUAUUGACGAUUUAUAAAGUGCGCCUUCUUAUUCAACUAUAAAGUACGCCCUCUGUUUGCUUAUUUUCAUUAUAAAGUACGCCCUCUAUUGGUUCAUCUGCAUUUAUAUAUGUUCUGUGUUUAACCACCAGAAUUUCUCUGAAGUAGCAAUAGUGUUUCAACUACAGAAUUUUUCAACUAGAAGAUUUUGUUUAGUUUUUUUUUUACGAGGCAAUUUUGAGUCCCUUUGCAUGUAAAUAUGUAUGCAAUAUGAAAGAUAAUGUUGCCUCAGUGAAAGUAUUUUUAAAAAUUUGAACAAAAAUGUUUUUUAUAUUGUAGACUUCCAUUAGAUGGUGAUAAAAUUAUUAAUAAAUGUUGAA
Saccoglossus kowalevskii is the source of this 3272-nucleotide messenger RNA. Its product is annotated as N(G),N(G)-dimethylarginine dimethylaminohydrolase 1-like. Gene Ontology annotation, biological process: positive regulation of nitric oxide biosynthetic process; arginine metabolic process. Gene Ontology annotation, molecular function: amino acid binding; dimethylargininase activity. The record is from RefSeq and is a predicted model, not a curated record. NCBI's taxonomy places the organism in Eukaryota, Metazoa, Hemichordata, Enteropneusta, Harrimaniidae.